Bombus pyrosoma is the source of this 4295-nucleotide messenger RNA. RefSeq names its product transcription initiation factor TFIID subunit 3 (gene Taf3). Gene Ontology annotation, cellular component: transcription factor TFIID complex. The record is from RefSeq and is a predicted model, not a curated record. NCBI's taxonomy places the organism in Eukaryota, Metazoa, Arthropoda, Insecta, Hymenoptera, Apidae. Gene Ontology annotation, molecular function: protein heterodimerization activity. The transcript is spliced from 10 exons. The coding region runs from base 140 to 3208 and encodes 1022 amino acids.
ACAUAUGUAUUGUGAUUGAUGAUAUUACUUGUGAUUUGAAUAAAAGUGAAUAAAUAUGGAAUAUAACAUCUUGAUAUUUCUUUUAUAAUAAAGAAAAUAGCUUUUGGUAAAAAUCAUAUCUUUUUUUGUCAAAUUUGUUAUGGAAUUAAUUUGUGGUUACAUAAAAUUAUAUUCGUAUAAUAAAAUCAAUGUAAAUUUGAAGAUGUCAAUAGAAUAUAGUAGGAGUGUUUUAAAAAUGGUGGUUGCUCAAAUUUGUCAAACGAUUGGAUGGCAUUCAAUCAAUUCUACACCAUUGGAAUUUAUGGUUGAUCUUAUGCAAGAAUAUAUUUUACAAAUUUCAAGACUUACUCAUCAAUAUGCAGAAAUCUUGGGAAGAACAGAAGCAAAUCUUGAUGAUUUAGGUUUAGCAUUUCGACAUAUGAAUAUUGAUAUACAAGAAUUAACAGAAUAUAUAAAAAAUGUAGAUUCUGUCCCAUGUCCUAUAACAGUACCAAAAUUUCCAAUUCAACGUGAAAAUCAUUUGAAUUUUUUGAAACCUGGAAGCCGGGAAGUUGUAACAAGGCCCGUACAUGUACAUGAACAUUUACCAGCCAUGUUUCCUGAUACUGAAGAAGAAUAUAUAGCAGAGAAAGCAGAAAAUUUAUUAAAUGGAACAUCCGACUUAACAUUAAAUAAUGGAACAUCAAGUAACAGUUCUAUAAAUGUAUCUCCUCAUAGGAUGUCACCACAAGUAGUAUUUAAGCGACCAGGGGAUCCUGUCUCAUUUGAAAGUCCUAUAACAAAGCGUGUAAAAGUACUGGAAGAAGGUAGACCAUUACGUGAAAUUCAUAGUGUCAUGAUGACUACUUCAGGUUUUUUAUCGCCUGCUCGAGAAGGAAAACUACCUGAAGCAAGAACCCCACAUCAAACUUGUUCAGAUUCGCCACAACCUAGUUCUUAUCCUAUGGUACCUCCUGAACUAAAGUAUGAUAAAAAACCGAAAAAGAUUGUAAAGAAAGGAUUAGAAGAUUGUAAACUUGAUAAAGAGAAUAAGAAAAAGAAUCGUGCUAAGGAAUUAUUUAAACCAGAUAAGAUAGACGAUAAUAAAAUUAAAAAGUUGGCUGGUAUGAAAGAGUUAGCUAAAUUAAAACCUUUAAAGUCAGUAGGUGGGAAAUUACAAAGUACUAUGCCAAGCUCAUCAAGUAGACCAUCUACUCCUAAAUUAGUAUCACCUAAAACAGCUAUUAGCCCAAAAUUACAAAAAAGUACACAACCAAAGACAAAAUCAGAAAAAUUAGUCGACGUUACUGGUAGAUCCCCACCAUCUAAUGAAAAAAAAGAAGACACUAUUGAUAAACUUCCAUCAGAGCCAGAUAAGCAAAAAUUGAACAUUUUUAAAAAGAUUUCAAAACCACGAGAGGAUAAAGAAAAAGACAUAUCAGAACAACAUAAAUACAAAGAACUUGAUUCAAGAGAAAGUUCACCUGGUUUAGUUAUUGAUGAAAAUAUUGAUAAACAGGCAUUGCGUAAUGAUAGUGAUGUGAAACGAGAAGAAAAAAAGACUCCACAUACGCCAGACGUUCAUCUUCAACCAGAUGGAGGAGAAUUAAUUGGUUUACAAAGUCCAGGAUCAGAUGUUUACAUGUUUGAUGAUAUGUCACCACCAGGAACUCCCAGUACACCAAGAACUCCGGAAUUGAACAUGCCCACAACACCUACAGAUCAUAAAAAGAAGAGAAAAGAAAAGAUUAAUAAAAAAAAGGAAUUAAAAUCAAGAAGCCCAAAACAUUGCGUUAGUCCAAAAAAGACAAAGAUUAUCAACGAUGCGCCAGAACAGGAUAUACUAGAUCGACCGAAAACACCACAGGCACCUGAACCUCAGAUUUCCAAAGAACCAAGUUUUCCACCGACACUUCCAUUUCCUUUUUUCCCAUCAUUUCCUCCAGCACCUGGUUUAAUACCUCAUCCAAUGUUUCCUAGAUUUCCAUUACCUAUAGGAAGAGGUAGUAGUGGCGCUCAUCCAGCAAUAUCAAAUUUACCAUUACCACCUCGCUUUUUAAAUUUACCACCAAAAUCUGAAGAUUUCUCCACUUUACAAAGAACCAAAUCUCUCGAUCGGGAAAAGCUUCCUUCAACACCUUCCUCUACUGAAGCAACGCCUUCAAUGACAAAACACGAAAAAACGGAAAGAGAAAAAGGAGAUAAAUCAAAGGCGGUUAAACAGGACAAAGAGAUACCUCCACCAGUUCCUACGAGUACCGUUGCACCGCCUUUAUCAUCUGCACUUGCAGCACCAAAUAUGUACCCUAAACCAGUACCUAUUGUGCCGUUAUUAUCUUCGAAAAGUCCCAAAAUUGAAAAACAGGAUAAAAAUGAUAAGAAAUCAAAGGAACAUAAGAAAGAAAAAAAAGAUAAAUUGAAAAAGAAGAAAGAUAAGAAAGAAAAGCACAAAGAGAAAGGAGAGAAAAUAAAAGAAAAAAAGGAUAAAAUGGAUAAAAAGGAAAAGGUGGAUAAAAUCAAAGAAAAGAAAGAAAAGAAAGAUAAGCGAAAAGAGAAAGAGAAAGAAGAUAAAAGUUCAGAAGCUGUACCAAAAAUAACACUAAAAUUAGGUACAGCUUCUCCAAGACCUCCAACGCCUGAUGCUGCUCCAAUGAAGAAAAUAACUAUAAAGACAUUGCUGAAGAAGCCUGAGGAUGAGACGAAACGAGAACCAAGUCCCGAGUUGGCGAAAAUAUCAGCAUUAGUAACGCGACCGCCAAAGCAAAAGUCGGCAAGUAAGAAAACAGAGGAGGGAACGUUAGAUGGAAGCCCUGCUCUUCCUACAGAUACUUUCUCUGCCAAUCUUACUAGUGUGCCACUCGCAACAGUUCCUCGAGCAAAGAAAUCUCUCUUCAAAGCCUUACCUCAAAGAGAGACUCCUCUAUCUCAAUUUGAUCCUGCUCCUAAGCUCCCACUUCCUCUGACGCAACAACAACCACCACCGUAUUAUUUUGAUCAAGGUGGUCAUAAAGUUUGGUUCUGUCCUGCAUGUGGUAACCAAGAUGAUGGAUCACCUAUGGUUGGUUGUGAUGAUUGUGAUGCAUGGUAUCAUUGGGUGUGUGUUGGUAUGCAAGUACCACCAGCUGACAAUGAGGAUUGGUACUGUCGCACCUGUAUAGCCAAAAAACAAGAACUUCAUCACGAUAAAAAGAAGAAAAAGAGGAAGAAAAAGGUGAAAGUUGCUGCCUAGUACAAGCUACCCGGGUCUUGUAUAAGAUCCGGUAUAGGGAUUCAAACUACUACCAAAGUUAAAAAAGACAGCAAGCUUGGUGUAAAGAGUAUAAAAAGUAAAAAACUAUCAAAAGCAGAGGUGAAGUUACAAAUGAAGUCAUUAAAAGAAAAAUCUCUACCAAUCAAGGGAAAGUCUGGGAAGACUAUCAUGAAGGUUAAGACUGUAAAGAAACAGAGUAAAAAGAUGAAAGAUAGUGCAAUCCAGUUGACUUAAAAAAUGUUAUCUUUUAUGAUCAUUAAUAUAAAUUUAUGGUUUAAUCUUAACACGUUGAUAGCUAAUAGAAAAAGUGACAAGAUCAUAUAAUAUUAAUUUUUUGCAACAAUUAUAUUCUUUUUAUGAUGAAAGAAAUAUACAAUAUUUAUAUUACACUAGUAGAAUAUACAAUGUAAUACAUGUACAGCUACAAUUAAUUUGAUACAAUUUCAAAAUGAUGCAAAUUAUAGAAUAAUAAUUUUCACUUAGUUUAUUUCUGAACCUAUUUGUUGAAUUCUAAAAUAAUUAAUAAGUGGUAUUUUCAAUACGUUUCAUAUAAACAAUUGAAAUUAUGUUAGAUAUGUUUUCUUGUGAUCAAUAUGUUCAAGUUUGUUCAGAUUUCUUUUGAUCUUUUUAUUUUAGGAAAAGAUACAAAAUUUACUUAUUAUUACAAAUAUUUAUUAUAAUUCAUUUAUAUCUGUAUUAAUUCAAUUAAUUAUUUAAGAAAAAUAACUAAACUUAAUAAAUGUCUAAGCAAAAUAUGUUACAGACGGACUUCAUUUUAUAUUUUCUUUUUUUUCAUAUAUUAAAUUAUUAAUAUAGAAACUAAUUAUUAGCAAAAACAUUCUUAAAGAUAUCUUUGAUCUUAUAUAGUUUGAUAUUGAUUAUGGUUUUCAUAGUAGUCCAUCUGUUAUUUAGAUAAUUAGACAAAUGACGUUUCCACUUUUUGAAUUUCGUAUAUUUUUAUGUAAAUAUACAAAAUUGUUAUGUACAGAAUGAGUUAAUUAAAUCAUAUUAUAUCAAUAAGAUGCUUAAAUUUCUAUUAUAGUUCUUUAUAAGAAUCAUUUGUAUA